Messenger RNA from Patella vulgata (common limpet), 3314 nucleotides. RefSeq names its product galactoside alpha-(1,2)-fucosyltransferase 2. Gene Ontology annotation, cellular component: membrane. Gene Ontology annotation, biological process: carbohydrate metabolic process. Gene Ontology annotation, molecular function: galactoside 2-alpha-L-fucosyltransferase activity. Bases 152 to 1252 code for a protein of 366 amino acids. The record is from RefSeq and is a predicted model, not a curated record. The transcript is spliced from 2 exons. NCBI's taxonomy places the organism in Eukaryota, Metazoa, Mollusca, Gastropoda, Patellidae.
GACGUAGCUGUGUAAACAUUUAAAUCGUUUGAGAUAUUUUGAACCUGCGCCUUCCAAGUGUAUCUACUUCCACGAAGGUCACUUUUCCUUUUAAAGAUAGUUUUUGUCCAAAUGAACCUCGUUUGAGUUUUAUGUUAUCUGUAGGUUUCAAAUGGCAACUUGUCAUCGAAUUUGCACCAGACUCUUCCGAAUGAGACCGGGGAAAGUUAUAUGUGGCUUUAUGACAGUUAUAUUCUGUAUAUACAUAGCUAUAUCGCUUUCUUUGGAUUUGGCAAGCAUUAAAAAUGACACUGUUAGUAUUGCCAACAGUAAAAUUGAGAGCUAUCACCAACUAUUCUUAAAGGGUAAAUGGAUAGUCAUACCUAGGACUGUUAAUGAGUCAUUGAAUACCAAACACACCAACAGUACAAAAUCAAGCUAUAAACGAUCUUUGUGUCACACAUUUGUUGGAAGACUAGGUAACACGAUGUUUCAAUACGCGUCUAUAUAUUCUGUAGGUCGCAUAAAUGGAUUCAGGUUAGUGAUGUCUUCGUCUUAUAACUUAACGGACAUUUUUUCAAAUUUGGUGGAGUCUUCAAAUAGUUUUAGACCCUGCCUGUACUACACUAAGUUGUUCGAACGCGAUCCGUAUCAAUUUGAAUCUACUAUUACCAGUCUACCAAAUGACACUGAUUAUCUCGUUGAAGGCUUCUUUCAGUCGUGGAGGUAUUUCGAACCUUUCAAAACGGAAAUUCAUCGACAGUUUACGUUUAAAAAACGUGUUGCUUAUAUGGCAAAAUUUUCAUUAGAAGCGGCAUUAGAUAAUUUUCGUCGAACACGAAAUCUUACUAUCCCCAUUCGUACCUACGUUGGGAUUCAUGUGCGGAGAGGAGAUUAUGUCAAAUUGCUUCACAGCCGAUCGGUUGGAAUCAACCUUCCUACUUCCACCUAUUUCGAAACAGCGAAGAAUUAUUUUCGAUCUCUGUAUCGGUCUCCAGUAUUUAUAGUUUGUAGUGAUGAUAUUGCGUGGUGUGAAAAUAACAUUGGAACGGACGAUGCAGUUUUUAUUCGAGGCAAUGCACCAGAAGUUGAUUUGGCAAUUUUAGCGAGUUUAAAUCACACUAUAACCUCCUUUGGAACAUUCACAUUUUGGGCAGCUUGGUUAGCCAACGGAACGACAGUUUACCCGAAAACUAUUGUAGAUGAAAAUUUUGGAGACCGAAGGGAUAUAUACCUAAGAGAUCAUGUCUAUCCUACAUGGAUUCCUUUAUAGUUUCCGCGUUGCACUUUAAAUUUCAAAAUCACCACCAUGAGAAAAUAUCCAGUCUGUUAAACAAUGAUCUACAAUGAAAAAGUGUAAAACAACCUUUCUCUUAUAAAAAUAAACUUUAUUCUAGUCUCAAGCAACAACUAUCCGAAGCUCUGUGAACAGUGUUGGAUUUAGACGAAGGGAGACUCUAUAAUGGGCUUUUCCACUUCUAAAACCCUUGCAAUCGCACACUCUCGUGAUUAAUGCACCCGUCAGACCGGGGUGGCGUCCUUACUGCGCUGCUGCGACCGUACGGCGACCAGAAAAUGCACAAGGUCGAUGGCAAACGUGAACACAACGCGAGAAAAUGUCCCAAAAAAUUACAAACUUGAAAAAAGUCGUAUUCUCACAGCUUUCCAGGUCAGAUCGCAGAACCUUGGCGUUUGUUUUGAACAUGCACAAAACAAACGCCGUGACUCGGCGAUCUUUGGCGACCAUAGAGACCACAGCACGAUAUCUGGCGUUUCCACCACGCCUUUAGCACGCUUAUGGCGAUCUUGACGCGCUCUGAGACCAUUUUCCGUCGCCGUAGCAACGAAGUAAGGACGUCACCUCGGUCUGAUGGGGGUAUAAGGGAAGAUGAAAGUGUGUAUUUAAACACAAUUGAAAAAGUCAAGGAUAACGACGGAUGUUUAAGAAUACAGCACGUGUAAGAAAGGUUUAUGACAGAGUCAAAAAUAGUAUACACCUUGGCCCUAUAAGCUUCAUCUGCCUGUGAAACAUUAACGCCCAGUUGACUUUGUCGGGAGGAUUUUUGGACAAACCCUGGACUAGCACCCGACCUUUACUUGGAUAGACCUGUCUAUAACACUUUUGUUUCGUAUGUCGCAAAGGGAAAGGGGGAAGAAGCGAGUAAUAUAAUUUUGCAGGGUAUUGCUGCGUUAAAAUUACUUCUCGGCAAAGUUUACACAGGGUAUCGAAAAGUUGCGUUCAUUGGGUUACUCAUUGGAAUACACGAAGUCCACCACUCUUUAAACAUUAAGCCCUAUACACUGUGCUCGCGAUCAUUUACACACGGACCAAAUGUUCAGAUAAGAUACAAAAAAAUAAAUAAAAUAGCCUGCAUAGAUAGUCUCUUUGCAGUCUUUAUUAUAACUCAGAGGGCCACGGUGGCUCAGUGAUUAAGGCGCUCGCUCGAUAACCAGGAGGUCUCCGUUUAUUUUAAGGCGUUGCUUUUCAUUGUCCGUUUGUUCACGCUAAACUUGAUCUAAAUACAUUUCUUUAUAAGGCAUGUCCGACUGUGAUUGGUCGACUUCAGAUCAACUUACCAAUCAAAAUCUGUGAUGCAGAAAAUUCCCCUAAAAAUUUCGUGAAUAUUAAUCCAAAAGUGGUCCUAUUCCGUUCAAUAUUCAGAAAGAUAAUGUGGAAUUGAAAUUCAAUCGAUCUGUGUUGCUCGCUAUUCAAUAUUUUGCUGACCUCGAAAAAGGCCUUUACAAAAAAAACCCGACUGAAUCCAAGUCGAGACAUUUAAUCUAGCGUCUGUAUUUUGCUUAGGGAUAUCCUAGCUAUAAAAAAAAUCUAUUAAAAGGUCAUACAUGUGUCACGUGACUUGGCCACGUCUUUUUUUUAAGUUUUUAUUUCAGAAACUGUUGUACACCACCAAGUUAAUCAACAUAUACACCAAGCGCUUACUAACCACGAGGGAUCAGACAAUCUCCGUGUGUACUUUUUUUUUUUUUUUUUUUUUUUUUUUACAUCACUCGAGCAGACAUCCCAAAUCGUAUAUGAUAUACUCCAAAUCUACUAAAAUGGGUUACUAUUUCAAAUUGCAUUGUAUAUUUAAUUGAUUUUCAUCAAAUUUGAAUAUUUGGACGUGCUCAAGUUUUUUUGGUAAUGUUUUAUUUCUGAUCAAAUCACAUUUCAAACAUAUUCAUAUAUUUACUUAAUAAUCAUAAGAGAUGGUGAUAAGGAUGACAUCGAUGCGACUUAAUGAGUCCCAAAUAUUAACUUUUUUCUUCUGUCAAAUUUAAUUCUAAAACAUUUUUUUUCAUUUAUUAGAAAAAUAAAUAAAGACGUUUGAAUUGUU